GUAUCUCUGUAGUAAUUACGCGCUUGGAGGUGUUUAGGAUAUACGGGAACAAAAAGCUGCGGCCUUCAGAAGUAAAGAGUGCAACUUAACUUUGCCUACGACAGUACAAUUACCUGUUGCACGGAGAAGCAUUUCGUGCGGGUUGCUUGAAAGAUCAAUAGACUGUCCAGAGAGAAUAAUCGUGAUGUCUGAAGUCAAAAGGAAAUUAGUUUUGGGUAUUGAUAUUGGAACAACAUCUAUAAAAGUCUGCAUUGUUGAUGCAGCCACAAAACAGACAUUGUCUAAGCAGGCAAAGGAUACUCAAGCAAAUGUGCCUAGCGACCAAGGGUCAGAAGGAAACAAGCAAAAUGUACCUAAAAUUAUUUCUGCAUUGAAUUUUUGCAUAUCUAGGCUUCCAAAGGAUCAACUGAAAGAUGUGGAGCAUAUUGGGAUUUGUGGACAGAUGCAUGGUGUUAUGCUGUGGACUAGUCAGGAAGGAGAAAAAGCUUGGGAACGAACAGAGGUGUUUACUGGUUGUAGAUACGAAGCUAAUGCCAAAGCUGUAUCGGCACUAUAUACAUGGCAAGACUCUCGUUGUGACCCACAGUUUCUGGCUACACUGCCAAAGCCUCAGUCACACCUUCAUGUUUACUCUGGCUAUGGAUGUGCUACACUGUUCUGGAUUGCUCGCAACAGACCUGAUAAACUUGACAGAUAUAAUUGUGCUGGGACAGUCCAGGAUUUUGCUGUGGCCAUGUUAUGUGAUAUGGAUAAGCCUGUUAUGUCUGUGCAGAAUGCUGCGAUGUGGGGCUAUUUUGACACAAAUACAUCUGAAUGGAAUACUGAUAUUUUACAAAAUGCUGGAUUUCCAACCCAUAUACUACCAAGAAUUGUCAAAAGUGGAGAAGUUGUAGGAAGUCUUGCAAACAGUUGGUAUGGGAUUCCCAGUGGUACUCCUGUAGGAGCAGCAUUGGGGGAUCUUCCAUGUUCAGUUCUUGCCACACUGGAAAAAGAUGAUGAUGCUGUGAUGAAUAUAUCUACAUCUGCACAACUAGCAUUUGUUAUGAAACCAGAUUUUCAACCUAGCCAUCAGUCUCCAGAGAAACAGACAGUGCUGUAUUUCCCUUACUUCAGUGGGAGAUACUUAGCUGUGGCUGCAUCAUUAAAUGGUGGAAAUGCACUGGCUACUUUUGUUCGUACCCUUCAACAAUGGACAUUAGAACUUGGCUUCAGUGUUCCACAGUCUAAAGUGUGGGAAAAAAUACUGGUUUUGGCUGCUGAGGAAAAUGCAGUUUCAUCACUGAAAGUGAUACCAACAUUGUUGGGAGAAAGGCAUAGUCCUGAACAAAAUGCAACAGUUACAAACAUUGAUUUAGGUAAUCUGUCAUUGGGACAAGUAUUCCGUGCAUUAUGUAGUGGUGUUAUUGAAAAUCUACACAGCAUGAUGCCAAGAGAAGUGCUGUUGGAUUCAAGUAUAAAGCGGAUAUUAGGUAUUGGCUCUGCACUAACUCGUAAUAAAGUUCUCCAGGCAGAAGUUCAGCACUGGUAUCAAUUGCCAAUUGAUUUUGUAUCUGGAGGAGAUGCUGCUAUGGGAGCGGCUUUAUCAGCCUUGUCUGUAUCUUAGCUGUAACUGGUCAAACAGUCUCUGUCAGAGUAAUAUUUUUUGUCAAAAGACAAUUUGUAUGACAUUUGUCAUACAGAUUUCCUGAUUUAUGCUUGCAUGGAAAUGAGUAGGCCAAGAAAUUAAAAUGAAGAUAGUGCUAGUUAGAACUGCUCAAGCUAUAUUUUGAGCAGUAAUAUUGAUUUUAAAAACAUAUCAUUAUAUGUAAGGUGGGUCGAGGAGUAGUUAACUACAGAAAUAGGCUAUGUACUGUACCAGUCAAAAGAAAUCAAGAUGGAGGCCAGAAGCACGAUUAAGCAUGUGAAAGUUUAUAAGUGAAAAAGUAAAUUUGGCUGUUCUCAUAUAACAGAGAAAUUAAACCCAUUCUAAGAACUGCACAACAAGAAUGAAUACCAAGCUUUGUUAUCUGAGCUGAAGGGAGUACAAGAAAACAAUAAGAUAACCAGGAAAUGCAGAUUUGAUUUGAGGGUGGAGGAGGGAUGGAAGAGGAGAGAAGGUUAAUUGGGGUAGACUAUUUAUACAGCUGUAAAUGUUGCCAUAGUGUCACAUAAUUUAGAUUUUCACCACUGAGUGUGGUCAGCAUUUUCAGAUAGAUUUUUCUUCUCUACAAUCAAGCUUGUGAAUAUUGUAGGUUACAAGUAGUAAAUUUGGCAGAUGUACUUCAAAGAGAACAAGAGCAGUUACUUGAAAGCUAGUAAAGUUUCUGCUAUUACGUUUGUUUAUGCACCAUGUACCAAUCUGCUUCAAGUGAAUGGGUUGCCUUUCCUAAUUUUUGUUUUGUUACAUCUAAAUAUUACACAGUUUUCCUAGGUGAUCAGAAUUGGUGACACAUAGUCAUAGCAGAUGAUUCCAUUUUGUUUCAGAUCUCAGCUAUUUGAAAGAGUCAAGAUAUCAUCAAAUUGUAAUCUGGUUUCAUUUUUUAGAUACUCUCAUGCAUUUACAUGUGGUGCUCUCUGAUAUGUGCUCAGUUCUAUGUAUCACAGUAUAAUCUGGUUUCAUUUUUUUAGAUAAUCUCAUGCAUUUGCCAAAUUUUGAUGGAUUUUAUUUUACUUUUCUCUGAUAUGUGACCAGUUCUAUGUAUCACUGUGUAAUCUAGUUUCACUGUUUAGAUAAUCUCAUACAUUUGCCAAGUGAUGAUCACCAGAAACCCUUGCCUGACAUUAAUCCAUCCUUUGUUAGCUAAAGCUCUCUUAGGACAACAAAUAAAAAUGUAUAAGAUUGUCUCAGAGAGACUGGGAACCAGCAUUUUGGUUAAUGUUGCUGUUAAUGCCCUGCUGUCCCCUGCAGUGUAUGAGUUUGUUUGUUCUGCUAUAAGCUUAAGGUCUCAUUUCAUAUGGUAACAGACAUUGGUAUUUAUUACAUGGAACAAACAUGAAUCAUAAUUCAAUGUAAAAGUUAUUGGGUUUACAAUUUCUUCACAGCUUGAGGUGCUUCAGAUAUUGUAACAGGAAAUUUUAAAGCAGAGUACUGCAUGUAAAACAGUUAUGUAGGAAACUGUUACCUAAAAAGCUUUAAAAUAGUUUUAUAGUUCUUUUGUAAUGCAGCAAAAAUAUAAGGUAAUUUGCCAGUUUCUUGCCUGUCAACAUUUAUACAGGAUUGUAUUUGAUUGACAUGUUAAAAUUUUAUCAUUAUAUGUAGAAUCAUAGUUAGUUUUGAUGUGCAUGAAGAGCAUGUAUCAAUGCAUUAGAGAAUUAGAAAACUUUCUGUAAUGGAUGACUGUACCUGUCUUACAUUCUUGUUCAUGUAGCAUUACGAGCUUCUAAAGACAAGUACUCAUGUACCAAGUGCUACAGUUAAAAAUUUUCUUCCAUGUAAAUAUUUUGGCAUCUCACCAUGCUCAGUAUCUUAUAUUACUUUGUUCUCUACACUUAAUAAUGUCUAAUAGUAAUCUCUAAUGGUUAGCAGAUUUGAUAACACAUGGAAAAAAACUUUUAAGUUGUUUCUCAGUCCAUAAAGUUGUGAAAUUAUUCCAUCCACUCUCUUUAUGUCAACUUCUGAUCAGCUAUCAGAACUUAGAUAAAUGACACUGUACAAGUUGUUAGAAUCAGAUCAAAUAAAACCUUUCUGGGCAGUUGUCAUCUACUAUAAGCUCACUUAUCCACUAGUUUUUUAUGCUUUCUUUGUGUCUCUUCAAAUUGAAGGGUACAUCACUCACUGUUUUACAAAACAGUUUCAGGCUUAUCAUAUUUUAACUGAAAAACUGUGAGUGUUCCAUGGUUCUCAGAUGUAUACCAUGCUAUGCUUUACAGAAUCCUCAUUGCUGUCUUUUAUUUGGCAUACAGUGUGUUUCGUAUGAAAUCACACACUGUUCUUAAAACUAAAACACAUAUUCACUAUUUUUUAUUCAUCUUGGGGUAUCUGUUUUCUGUUAGGUACUUUUUCACUUUAAUCUAUGCAAUAUUUCUGUCAUAUAUUUGCUUAUCAGAUUAUCUAUCAUGAUUUACCACAAAUAAACAUUUUUUUGUAGCCUGCAGUAUUCAUUAUCUUUUUUUUUCCCCCCACACAAACUAAGAUAUUCAGUAGGUUUCAUGUUCUAGAUCAUUUACUGGUUCUUCACUCAGUAUUUGACAGAAUUUCUUGUUUUUCCUCAAGUAUAUAAAGAAAGACAACUUUGCAAGAAGACUGAAGUGUCCAGGAAUUUUCUAGUGCUCACUUCUGAUAAAAAUUUGCAGUAUAUGUACUGUGUGCCAAUUAAUCUUCUGCAGCACGAAUUAAACAUAUCAGUAUAUUGUGUGCUAAUUGUGACUUUACUGUACAGUAAUCUAAAAUAUACUUAAUCUUAUGCAGUAAUAAAGGGAAUAUUUUUCCAAUGUAAGACUUUCAUGAGACAGGGAUGACAAAUACACAAAAUGAAUCUAAUACAGUUAAGCUAACACACAAAUUUAUUUCCUAUUGUUUGAGAGAUAUCACACAUUACUAUAGCAGAAACAUCUUUGUUCCUAUAGCCACAGCUUUCAAAAUUAAUUUUCUCAGAAGCAAAGAGGAUUCUUUAUUAUAAGUUCAACUACAGAGGCUUUGGUAUUUACAAAUACUGAUUUAUCUGAAUCCAGGUUUUCAGCAUGUUGCAUAACCUAUGUGCCUAAUGUUAUUCCAGGUGCUACAAAGAUUUAUUAAUCCUUUGUUUCACUAAACUGGAAAGUAAGUUCCUGUAAAUUUAAAAUCAUAUUCUGGAAACUCUAGGUUGGAAUAUCAACAUGAUUAGGAAAAGGACAGAUUGCUAUGCACCAUAAAGUUGGCCCAUUGAGUUACAGAUGGGUAUAACAAAAAUACUGUUGUGUAUUAUAGCUUUUGGCCAAAGUCUUCUUCAGCAAGGGAAACACACACACACACACACACACACACACACACACACACACACACAUUCACAUAAGCAAGGGCUCCUCAUGCAAAUGACCACUACCACCAGUAGCUCCGACCGGAAUCACAUUUACCAGUUUUAAAGGCCCUUUUAAUGCCAUUCAGUCACUGACAUUUAACAGUCUCAAAAUCCAGUUUAUAACUUCAGACACAGCAGUGCAGCAACAUUUAAACAACACCUAUUCUCUCACCCUCCACCUCCAUAGCCGAGUGGUCAGCAUGGUGACUGCCAUGCAGAGGACCUGGGUUCAAUUCCCAGUACUGCCAGGGGUUUUUCCUUGGUGGGAGGGCUGGAGCGGGGUCCUCUUAGUUUCUUGAAGCCAGUUGGGGAGCUACUUGAGUGACAAGCAGUAGUUCCAAUGUUUGUAAAACUGACAAUGGUCUGGAAAGCAGUAUGCUGACCCCACACCUCUCCAUACUGCAUCCAGAUGACAUCAUUGGCCGAGAAUAACAUGGCGGCUGGUCAGUCCCAAUUGGCCUGUCUGAGCCCAUAAUGAUGGAGCAUUUAAACAACACCUAUUCUCCCACCCUCCACUAUUCUCUCACCAAAAUCAUGCAUGUUACACAUUUAAUGGCCACUUUUUAUAUAAAAAUGUCAAAGUAAAAAUUUAUUGAUGAUGUUAAUUUAUUGGACUUUAAACUUAUUAUAUAAUGAGAUUUCUUCCCACCAUUAAUUUUCAGAAAAUCAAUGUUUCAGGAGUGAACAAUAUUUGCAGUCAAUAGAAAAUUUAGAAAAAUACAUUUUUAAUUGUUGCUGUGAUUACAUGCCCCUUUAUUCUGUAAAUGGUGAGCUGUAGGUGUGCAUAAAUUUUGGGGGUAAUGACCAGAAAGCAUUAAGAUUAAGUUAAGGUGUAAGAACUUAUAAAUCAGUAACAGAUAAAUUACUCAAUAUUCACUAUCAUAACAGAAGACCAAUAACAAACAAAAUCACUACAAUCCUUUAAUCAGAUUAUAUAGCAAACACAGUGAGAAAAAGUCCACCACUUCUUUAAACAAGUAUCAGCAAAUGACAUAUCAGGAGGAUUUACAACAGAAUCAUAGUCUCCUCUUAUCUUUUGGUUCUCAGUGACAAAUUGCCUUGUUUACCAGUAAUUAACAGAUAAUUUCUGUCUGCCUUUGACUCUCGAUGGAAGAAUUUCUUUUGUAGUCACAGUCCUUACUCUUACAAAAAUUAUUGGUCUGUGCUAGCAUAUUGUUCCCUUACAGGGAAUACUGUGGAGGUUCUGUGCUGUAAGAAGUAUAUUGCUUUCUUUAUAAACUCGGCUUUAAUUUUUUGUUAGCUCAUUGUGUAUUGCAACCACCUCCAGACAUACACUCUGUACCAUAAACAAAUGUUUGGUAAACUAUUUGUGCUUACCAGUAUGUUCUUAGCAUCCUCACUUAUACAGGUCUUCCAUAUUUUGUAUCACUAAUUUCAUAAAUAUCUUAGUUACAAGUGCACACACACACACACACAGAAACAGAAUCUUCUUUUUAAGAAAAGUGUAAUCAUAUUGCUGCACUUGUACUUCACACUGUGCAUGGUUGUGUGUGUGUGUGUGGGGGGGGGGGGGGGGGGGGUGAAGCCGAACUACACCAAUUUUUUAAUAUAUUGAAUUGUAUUGUUGUUAGUUUCCAUAACUGGUAUGACUGAAAAUCACACCGUUUGUUAUUUGGAGCUAAGCUGUGCUCAGCUCUUUCAGUGUGUAUACAACCGUAUUUUUAUCUAUUGUUAUUGUAUAUUAUAUGACGAAACCUUGAACUCCCAAAAUAUUCUAUAAGUGUGAGAGUGGAUAUUGCAGGUUAGUUCCUCUAUAUAUUUAUUUAUAAAAAGAUUUAUUCGUAGUUUAAGGAUCAAAAGUUAGUUGCAAUUAUUAUAUUUGAAAUGCAGAUAAAAGAAAUUAGUUAUAUCAGUGCAACACAGCAUUAAAUUGAAACUGAUUAUGGUAUAUUAAAAUUUGAAGGGAGUUUAAACUUCUUUUUAUGAAAGGAGUGAUGUUGUUGUUUUUGUACUUCCACUUCAUAUAAGAUUGUGAUAUAGUACUGUUUUGGAGAUAUUCGUAUUUAUAUAGUGUUUAUUAUGUUAGUUCCUAUUGUUUCCACAUGAAGUACAAAUAAUAACUAUAUGCACAACAUGCAUGGACCAUGUAUUACAUGAGUAAUUUACAAUACUUAUUAUAUUGUUAGAAAUUGUGCAUAUUUUUGUAAUAUAUCACAUAAAAAGAGGGAAUGAUUUGCAUCUGCUUGAAAUUGUUAUUAUUGUAGCUACUACUAUUAUCAUUGUUAUUGUACUCAUGAAAUGUCAACAAUUUAUUCUUAUUUCAAUAGAUUUUCAUUUCACAAACACAGUGUUUCAUUCCAACUCACAAUCUAGAUUCAGUAUGCUGAAAUUUGUUAAAAUUUAGGGUACAUUCUUUUCAUUUGAUAAUAACUUGGUGUUGAAACUUGACUGCAAUGACUAUUGGGCUAAGGUAACUAAGGAUUUAAGAACAUGCUGUCUUCCUGUCUCUUUUACUUUGAAAUACUACAGAUCAUUUUUUAUUAUACAAAAAAUCCAUCCAUUGCUUAAAUGUCACAGUGCCUUUAAAAACAGACCAUAGUAGCUACAAAAAUAUGAGUUUUGAAUGGGCUUGUUGUGCUAAAAUGGGAUAUAUUACUUUCAUAAAAUGCUUUAAGAAUCUCAGGUCCAAAUCAUUCCCAAGAUUUUAUUCAUAGCUGUUAUUUGUUCAGAACUGUGGUCCCUGUUUUUUCAAAAUAAAAAUCACUUGUAAGGUGCUCAAUUGUGCACCUGAUGACUGAAUUUUAUUUUGAAAAAAAGCAUUCCUAAUAUUUCAUAUUUUAUACACAGAUGAAUUCAUUCAGAAACUGUAAUAUUUUACUGUUAUU
Messenger RNA from Schistocerca piceifrons (Central American locust), 7822 nucleotides. RefSeq names its product sedoheptulokinase-like. Gene Ontology annotation, molecular function: sedoheptulokinase activity. Gene Ontology annotation, biological process: carbohydrate metabolic process. NCBI's taxonomy places the organism in Eukaryota, Metazoa, Arthropoda, Insecta, Orthoptera, Acrididae. The record is from RefSeq and is a predicted model, not a curated record. Gene Ontology annotation, cellular component: cytosol. The transcript has 8 exons. The coding region runs from base 185 to 1603 and encodes 472 amino acids.